Molecule: messenger RNA, 1437 nt
Organism: Cygnus atratus (black swan)
Lineage: Eukaryota; Metazoa; Chordata; Aves; Anseriformes; Anatidae
Gene: EN1
Product: engrailed homeobox 1
Exons: 2
Coding region: 1-1041 (346 amino acids)
Biological process (GO): multicellular organism development; regulation of transcription by RNA polymerase II; neuron differentiation
Cellular component (GO): nucleus
Molecular function (GO): DNA-binding transcription factor activity, RNA polymerase II-specific; RNA polymerase II cis-regulatory region sequence-specific DNA binding
Source: RefSeq, a predicted model, not a curated record
AUGGAAGAGCCGCCGGAGGGGCACGGCCACCGAGAAUCGGCGCCGCCCGGCCCGGCGAGCAGCGGCAGCGGCAGCGAUGGCGAGAGCUUGCCCGUGUCCCCCAGCCCCGCGCCCGCCUCCCCCGCCGCCCCCUGCCCCUUGCCCCUUCCCCGCCGCCGCCCCCCGCCGCCUCCCCCGCCGCCCCCCCAGCGCACCACCAACUUUUUCAUCGACAACAUCCUGAGGCCGGACUUCGGCUGCAAGAAGGAGCCUCCCGCUCCGACCGGCGGCUGCGGCGGCGGCGGCGGCGGAGGAGGAGGAGGAGGAGGAGGAGGAGGAGGAGGAAGCAGCAGCAGCAGCAGCAGCCGGGAGCGGGAUGGAGACCGAGGGCAGAGCUCAGGUAGAGAAAACAUCAACCCGCUGCUGGCCCGGCCGCCCAACCCGCCGGCCCUCCUGUGCCCGGACUCGAACUGCGGGCCCGACGGCUCCCCGGCCGCGCCGCCCGCCGCCGCCGCCGCCUCCAAAGCCAGCCCCGGCGCGGCGGGGGUGGCGGCGUCGGGGGCGGCCAAGCCCCCCGGCGAAGGGGGCGACACUCACCCGGCCAAGUACGGGGAGCACGGCAGCCCCGCCAUCCUCCUCAUGGGCUCUAAUAAUGGAGGACCUGUUAUAAAGCCCGACUCGCAACAGCCGCUGGUGUGGCCUGCCUGGGUCUACUGCACUAGGUAUUCAGACAGACCGUCCUCGGGCCCCCGCACCAGGAAGCUGAAGAAGAAGAAGACGGAGAAGGAGGACAAGCGGCCGCGGACGGCGUUCACGGCCGAGCAGCUGCAGCGGCUGAAGGCGGAGUUCCAGGCCAACCGGUACAUCACGGAGCAGCGGCGGCAGAGCCUGGCCCAGGAGCUGAGCCUCAACGAGUCCCAGAUCAAGAUCUGGUUCCAGAACAAGCGCGCCAAGAUCAAGAAGGCGACGGGCAUCAAGAACGGGCUGGCGCUGCACCUCAUGGCCCAGGGACUCUACAACCACUCCACCACCACCGUGCAGGACAAAGAGGAGAGCGAGUGAGGACAGCCCUAGCCACGGACAGGUGCUAUUUAAAAGCAGAUCUAUUGUCUAUCCAUAGUAUAAGGACUCCACUUAAGAAAAAAAAAAUAUGAACGCUUACAAAAAAAUUAUCUCUAUAUAGCCAAACAGCAUAUGACCUUGUAUAUAUUUAAUUUCAGGUAAGAAAUAUGUGUAGCGAUCUCUAUUUGCUGGACAGUUUCUCUCUCCCCUUCCCUCUCUCUUCCUCUCUUUUGUUCGUUUGUUCGUUUUGUUUGCUUUCCUUUUUUCUUUUCCGAUGUCCGUUGCUCUUGCUUUACAGUAAAUGUCCGACUUUCCUGAUCUUUCGUUCGAUCUUAUUUUUUUGUGUGUGAAUUUCUGUCUCUCUUUUUAUUUUUUUUCCCGAGGAAAAAAAAAAAU